UGCCAGCUCUGUUUUCUUAGCUUGGCUUUGAUAUCAACCCAGCAUUGACUUCUAGUGUAGGACAUGGAUGACACCUUGGAUACAGAACCUUUAGAGUCAAUGGAUGAAGAUACUGACAGCAAGGAGCCUCAGAGUAAAUUUGAAGCAGUGCAAGAUGACAUGACCUCUGAAGAGAUUCUGGAACAAGUUCAAAAUGCUUCUUGUGAAGCGGCAGAAAAACUAACCCUCAAGAAACCAGUUAGUACACUUGGGUUCUUACGUCAGCGAGGAGACGGCACCACCACCCUCAGUUUUCUGACUGGUUGUGAGGGUAAUGAUCCAAGCUUGAAAGAGAAGCCUGUCAGUCUUGGACUCCUCACUGGGAAGCUUACCCAAGGUUCAGCCAUGCUCCACAACUUCCGAGAUGACAAGAGAAGCAUGGCCAAACCAAGUAUGUAACACUAGCAAAGAAUUUUCUAC
Cherax quadricarinatus is the source of this 459-nucleotide messenger RNA. The record is from RefSeq and is a predicted model, not a curated record. Lineage: Eukaryota; Metazoa; Arthropoda; Malacostraca; Decapoda; Parastacidae.